Molecule: messenger RNA, 588 nt
Organism: Nicotiana tabacum (common tobacco)
Lineage: Eukaryota; Viridiplantae; Streptophyta; Magnoliopsida; Solanales; Solanaceae
Source: RefSeq, a predicted model, not a curated record
AUGGAUGCAGGACUCAGCUAUGAAGACAUCAUGAAUAUGCAAAGCUGCUCAAUCAAAAACAUAUAUCACAGGUUGCGUGGAAGAUUUGAAAAAGUUAGUUGGAGAAGGAUAGUCUGCCAUAAUACAGGAUGCCCACGAUGGACAUUUAUUCUAACUGUGGCAGCUCAUGGGAAGCUAUACACAAAGGAUAGAUUGCAGAAGUGGGGAUUGCAGGUAGAUCAGAAGUGUGUAUUAUGCAACCAAGCCAAUGAAACUAUACAACACUUGUUUUUUGAAUGCACAUAUGCGAAAGCAUUGUGGAGCGCGCUGUUAACAUGGCAAGGAAUUAGAAGACCUGUAGCUGGUUGGGAUGAGGAACUACGAUUGGCUGAAAAGAAGACUAAAAGAAAUACAGCUGCUGCAGAGUUGUAUAAAAUGACAGCAGCAACAACAGUAUACCAUGUAUGGAAAGAAAGGAAUACUAGAAUUUUUCAAGCAAAGGUGACAGGUUGGGAAGCAAUGAGUAAGAAGAUCAUUCAAGAGAUACAUUGUCGAAGUACCAAACAUACAACGGGGAUACUACAUAGACUAGAUUGGUACCCAGUGUAA